AUCCUUAUUUCGCGUUUUUGUCUCUUGCAGCAUUUUAAGUAGAUAAUCAUGUCAGCUUAUGCAAUCUAUAAAGAGCUGUUUCCUCCUCAAACAGUAGAACAGGUAGAAACUUGUCACUUCACUUGUCCUGAAGCGAUCAAUCUAGUUGUAGCCAAAGCUUCUUUACUCCAGAUCUAUGCGUUUGUGGAAUAUCUGCCAGAACAAAAACCUAAAGAAGACAAUGACGACGAAGAUAGUUUAGGAGAUCAAGAGCUAGCCAAUGAACGACUUAAUGAGAAUGAAGAUGUGUCUCUUGUGUUUCCCAAACUCAAGCCUUUACAACAAAAAAAAGAUGUAGCAGGAUCAAGCUUAGGCAGACUUGAAUUAGUCGCACAAUACAAGCUGAAUGGUACAAUUGCUACCAUGGGUGUUGUUAGAACCAAUUCAUCUCGAGGAAAAGAAGGAUGUGAUAGUCUUUUGUUAGGGUUCAGUGAUGCCAAGAUGUCCUUGUUAGAAUGGUCCCCUGCAACAAAUGCUAUUGUGACAGUAUCUAUUCACUAUUAUGAAAGAGACGAAUAUAAAAAAGAGUUUUUAAACAACCCUUAUCCAUCCAACAUUCAUAUUGAUCCACAACAACGAUGUGCUGUAUUAAACUUUUAUGAUAACAAAUUGGCUGUAUUACCAUUUCGACAAGCAGACAAGUUAGGCGAACGACAAGACGAUGUAGAAGAAGAUGAAGAAGCACAAAAAUGGCCUUAUUUACCUAGUUUUUUAAUUGAUUUAGAGACAAUUGAUUCACGUAUUCAGAAUGUGAUUGAUAUGGUAUUUUUAUCUGAUUAUUAUGAACCUACAUUGGCCAUUUUAUUUCAAUCAGAACAAACCUGGACAGGUCGAUUAGGCAGUGUCAAAGAUACAGUGUCUGUUGUGGUCAUUUCUCUUGACCUGACAGCCAAAAUUUAUCCUAUCAUCUACUCUAUUGACAAACUCCCUUAUGACUGUCUUAAACUGGUCGCAAUGCCUAAACCUGUGACGGGUGUCUUGGUCAUUGCUGCCAAUUCACUCCUGCAUGUCUCUCAAGGCUCUCCCGGUGUAGGUGUUGCUGUGAAUGGUUAUGCUAAAAAGAUCACUGAGUUUCCUGGUAUGAUCUAUGAUGACAAGCUCAUUCAAUUGGGACUUGCUUUGGAUGGUGCUAAAGCCCUUGCUUAUGGUCGUGAUCGAUGCUUGAUAUUCAUGCAGAAUGGUCAUUGGGCUAUUGUCCAGAUGAAGCUGGAUGGUAGUAAAGUAGUAGGUAUGCAGAUCCAAGAAAUAGUGAAUCCUACUGGCCAAACCUAUGCUACUGUACCUUCUUGUGUCACUCAUGUCAAGCCAAAUGAAUAUUUCUUUUUGGGUAGUCGUGUAGGUGACUCUCUCUUGAUCAAAUGGAACCAUUUGCCAACUUUUCGAGUCUGUGAUACCUUACUUAACACAGGCCCUAUUCUUGACAUGUCCAUGGGUGAUGUCGAAAGCAACCAAAACACAGAACAGAAGGUUCAAGGUAUACCAGACUUGGAGUUAGUCAGUUGUUCAGGCCAUGGCCAAAAUGGCGCUUUAUCUGUCUUUCAGAGACAUAUCCAUCCUCAAACCUCAUUCUCUUUUACUCAGUCAGACAGUCAGGCCAUUUGGUCCAUCAAGUGUCGAAAAGAAUUGUUGGAUAGACGGUCUUCUGUCGGUUCAGAAGACAAUGCACGAUGGGAAGACGACCAUGCGUUUGAUGAGGCUUUGGAUAAGCUGUUGUUUAUCAGUAAAUCAAAAAGUACCAUGGUCUUGUCUGCAGGGGAUGAACUACAGGAACUGGUCAAGACAGGCUUUUAUACAAGAGGACCCACCAUUGCUGUCAGUACUUUAUUUGAUGCUACUCGCAUUGUCCAAGUGUAUGCGACGGGUGUGAUGAUAUUAACACCUAAAGGAAAGCGACUCCGUACUAUUCCUAUGCGUGGGUCUAAAAUUGUGGAUGCCAGUAUUCGUGAUCCUUAUAUCUUAUUGACACUGGAUAACAAUAAAAUAGUGGUCUUACGAGGAGACGAGCAACAGAAGGAAGUGAGCCCCAUCUCUUUACCCUCUCAUGUCCACAAGAUGCCUAUUUCCAUGGCCAGUAUAUUUGCUGAUACUUCAGGUUUGUUUACCACAGUAGCAGACAAGAAAAAGAAACGCAAGGCUACCACAGAGAUACCACAGACGAAUCCUAAGCGACAUAUGCAUGAAUUUGAUGAAGUGGAUAUGGAUUUGUAUGGUGACCAAUUGGACCAUGAAAUCAAAAAUACCCCAGCUCCCAUCAGUGUCUUUGGAGAAGACAUGGAUGAUGAUGAUGAAAUGCUCUAUGGUAAUCAAGCAACAACGACAACUCAAGUCGAUGAAACCAAUGUCAGUCUACAAGGUAAUUUGAAUGAAAUGACACGCGUCAGUUUCUGGGCUGUGCUGCACACACACGAUGGGACAUUGUAUAUCUAUAGUCUACCUGAUUUCAAAGAACAUUUUGUAUGCUCUCAAUUUGAUAUCCUGCCUGAACUCAUCACAGAUCACAAAGACAAGAAAAAGCCUAGUCAACCUCGAUCGGUGAUUAAAGAACUUUUGUUGACCAAUAUUGGUAAAGAAAGAAAAGAUCCUCACUUGGUAGCGCGUACCGAUUCAAACGAUAUCAUCAUCUAUAAGGCAUUUAGUUUUGUACCUUCAGAUAGUUCAGAUCGACUUGCCUUACGGUUCUCGCGUGUACAUCAUGAGUAUGUGUCUCAUAAGCCAGAAAAACAAGCAGCCAAAAGAAAAGAAAUCAUUGAUGAAUUUGAGAUUCCAGGCUUGGAUCUAGACGAUGAAGAAGAACAACCAAAACUCGACAAACAUCAUAAAAAACGCUUGAUUCCAUUCAGUGAUGUAGCAGGCUAUACAGGUGUGUUUGUAGCAGGUGUUCAACCUGCCUGGCUAAUGAAUUCCUGUAAAAGUUUUGUGCGUGUCCAUCCGAUGAAGACAGAACAUCCGGUCAUUGGAUUCACUCAAUUCCAUAAUGUCAAUUGUCAACAUGGUUUCAUUACAGUAGAUGAGAAAUCAAACGUUCGACUUAGUAAAUUGCGCACAGACAAUGUGAUUUAUGAUCUUGAUUGGGUAUUGCAAAAGAUACCCUUGGGCAGAACACCUCACAAGAUUGAAUAUCAUCCUUUCAUGCGUGUCUAUGCUGUGGUUGUCUCAAGUGCUCAACCUGCGCGUGUACAUAUAGAAGAAGAAACAGCAGAGGGUCAAGUGCCAGAGAAAGAAGAGAAUACAAGUGAGUUCCUGCCUCAAGUAGACAAAUUCUCUAUGAUCAUGGUUUCUCCUGUCACUUGGGAAAUUGUAGAUACCGUUGUAUUUGAAGAAUUCGAACAAUGCUUUUCACUUGAAUGUGCAGCCCUUGAGUCUAAACAGACAAGUACAGGUCGCAAACACUUUAUGGUGGUUGGAACAGGCUAUUUGAAAGGUGAAGAUACAACCAUGCGAGGCUCUAUUCGCAUCUAUGAUAUUAUUGAAGUUGUACCUGAACCCAACAAUCCGCAGACAAAUCACAAAUUCAAGCAUUUACAUACAGAAGAUGUCAAAGGUGCUGUGACUGCCAUGUGUAAUGUCAGUGGCCACUUGGCUUCUUGUAUUGGGUCUAAAGUGAUUGUAUGGAGCUUGGAAGAUGAUGAGAGUCUAGUGGGUGUUGCUUUUAUUGAUGUCCAAAUCUAUGUGACCAGUAUGAGUUCAAUUAAGAAUUUUAUCUUAUUGGGAGAUGCACAAAAGUCCAUUUGGUUUUUAGGGUUCCAGCUUGAGCCAGCUAAACUGUCUCUUUUGGGCAAAGACUAUCAAUCCUUUGAAGUAGGCUGCGUUGAUUUUAUUAUUGACGACAAAUCCUUGUAUUUGGUUGUAGGCGAUACUAAUGAAAAUCUUGAUUUAUAUCAAUAUGCACCUUUUAACUUACAAUCCUUUGGUGGUCAAAAACUAAUGCGACGUGGUGAUUUUCAUGUGGGUUCUCAAGUCCAAACUAUGGUUCGUUUACCUCAGAUUGAAAAGACCGACAAAGGAUUUGAAUACACUCGUCGCCACUUUUGUCUUUGUGGUACAUUCAGUGGCUCUAUCUCUGUCAUUUCGCCUAUUUCAGAAAAGACGUUUAAGCGUCUUAGUACACUCUAUGGCCAAUUAGUCAAUAAUGUUCAGCAUGUAGCUGGUUUGAACCCAAGAGCCUAUCGAUUAAUUAAAGGACCCAAGCAACGUAUGGCAUCCAAUCGAACUAAAGCUAUUCUAGAUGGUGAUUUGAUCUUUGAAUUUGCAGGUUUAUCUAUUGAACAACAAAAGGAAAUCACAAAGCAAAUUGGUACUACUGUUGCUCGUAUUAAAGAAGACUUGGUAGAUAUCGAGACAAGUAUUGAUCAUUUUUAGAAAUAAAAUAAAAAAUAAUUUCCUUUUUUGUAAUUUUCAUGCUGAGGAGCAAAAAUGGCGUAAAAUCAAUUGUGUGCGUCUGCAAGGAAUAAGCUUCUUUCCUUUUCAAUCCAUAUACUUAUUUGAUUAUCAUGGUGAGUACAUCAUGAUAUUGUGUAUCACUCUAUGGAUGGACGGAUGGAUGAAUGGAUAGAUAGAUAGAUAGAUGGAUGGAUGGAUGGGUGGAUAGACAAAGGAAAAAAAAACAAAGAGAAAAAGAGACUUGGAUACCAACUUGCACUUUCACCAUGA
Molecule: messenger RNA, 4689 nt
Organism: Gilbertella persicaria
Lineage: Eukaryota; Fungi; Mucoromycota; Mucoromycetes; Mucorales; Choanephoraceae
Product: CPSF A subunit region-domain-containing protein
Exons: 7
Coding region: 49-4398 (1449 amino acids)
Cellular component (GO): nucleus; mRNA cleavage and polyadenylation specificity factor complex
Molecular function (GO): nucleic acid binding; protein binding
Source: RefSeq, a predicted model, not a curated record